Messenger RNA from Spodoptera frugiperda (fall armyworm), 1818 nucleotides. RefSeq names its product NADH-cytochrome b5 reductase 2. The record is from RefSeq and is a predicted model, not a curated record. Gene Ontology annotation, molecular function: FAD binding; oxidoreductase activity. The coding region runs from base 283 to 1266 and encodes 327 amino acids. Gene Ontology annotation, cellular component: mitochondrion. Lineage: Eukaryota; Metazoa; Arthropoda; Insecta; Lepidoptera; Noctuidae. The transcript has 6 exons.
UCAUUCAGUUAUCAGUGGGCCCAUCGCUGUAACGUCAAACGCACGCGUUUUAUUGAAUAAUUCAUGUAUCUUGGACGGUUCAAGGUCUAAACUGCGAUCAGUCGAUCGUUCCCGUGAACUAAGUUUUUGCUCUCAUAAGUUUGACCUUAAACAGUUGCUUGUUUACCCUCUACGAUAUGCGUGUGCGCACAUCAGUUUCCUAGUCAUUAAAUUGUGUAUAAUUCUCCAGUGAAACGAUCGCGUUUAUAGUGUUUUUUAAAGCAGUGUAAAAAGUAUAUCAAAAUGAGUAACUUAGAGGCGGCUGUGACUGAUUUUUUCGAAAAUGUCCAAGUCUUCCCUAUUGUACUGGGUGUGGGGUCAGUGGUGUUGAUUACAUCAGUGAUAGCCCACUUUAUAUGGGGAAGGAAACCGGCCAAGAAAGAAGUUCAAGCUGCACCUCCAAAGAAGAGCUCACAGCUCGUCACACUACAGGAUCCUAAUGUGAAGUAUGCUCUACCUCUGAUUGAGAGAGAGGAGAUUAGCCAUGACACAAGGAGGUUCCGAUUCGGUCUACCAACUCCACAACAUGUUCUAGGAUUGCCAAUUGGCCAGCACAUUCAUUUAUCAGCCAAGAUUGACGAUGACCUCGUCAUCAGAGCCUACACUCCUGUUUCCAGUGACGAUGAGAAAGGAUAUGUCGAUCUUGUUAUUAAGGUAUACUUCAAAAAUGUGCACCCUAAGUUCCCUGACGGCGGCAAAAUGUCUCAACACUUGAACAGCCUGAAGAUCAACGACACUAUCGACGUACGAGGCCCUUCAGGAAGAUUGCAGUACGCCGGCAAUGGCAAAUUCCUUAUCAAGAAAUUGAGGAAAGACCCACCCGUAACUGUAAAUGCCAAGAAACUCAACAUGAUCGCAGGUGGCACUGGCAUCGCGCCAAUGCUCCAACUCAUCAGACAUAUAUGCAAGGAUGGCAAUGACCGCACGGAAAUGAGACUUUUGUUUGCCAACCAGACUGAAGAAGACAUCUUGUUAAGAAAUGAACUGGAAAAGUACCAAUCUGAACACCCUGAGCAGUUCAAAGUGUGGUACACUCUUGACAGACCUAGCGAAGGCUGGAAAUACAGCGUGGGCUUCAUCAACGAUGAGAUGAUCAGUCAGCAUCUGUUCCCGCCAGGCGAUGACGUCAUAGUCCUCAUGUGUGGACCUCCUCCAAUGAUCAACUUCGCUUGCAACCCGGCUCUCGAGAAACUCGGCUUCGCUGAAUCACAACGCUUCGCAUAUUAAAAACUGGGAAUGUUUAACUAGAAUAGAUUGGUUUGGAAUGUUGCCGCGUUAGUACGUUGUUAUUUUUAUUUAAAUGGGUAGUUUUCAGCUUUGUAGUUUGUUAUUUGUAUAUAAAAAAUGCAGGAAUUUACCAAGUACGCACAAAUAGAAAUUGACUAAGGAUAAUUCCUUAGUCUUUUAAGACAGCUUUAUUUUAUAUUUCAAAAACUGAGCCUAGUCUCAAUAUUGUUCCAAUUUUCGCAUUUUUAUGUCAGCUAGUUAACUGCCAAUUCCAAUUAUUUGUAUGUAUGUAUUUUGAGUAUAUGGGUAUGUAAAGCAAUAUUAGGAACAUCACUGAUUGGUUGAAGUCACAAACGUACGAAAUAACUUGGUUUGUCCGAGAUUACUACGUAUGAGUAUUUUAUAUACAAUUGAUAGCAAUAAAAACUCGUUAUGUUUGUAUGUGAGAGUUUUUGAAAUAGUCUGUGUCUAGCUGUUGUUGAUUAUUUAAGUACACAUUACUAAUUGUAGUGAGUAACCGCAGUACAUAAAAUAAAAUAUUAUUGUUACAUA